UCCAGGGGCAACAGUAAUGGCGGCUGCUUCGCCCGAGCGGCUCUUUUCGUUGGAGCUGCUUGUAGACUGGGUGCGUCUUGAAGUCGGGCUGCCGCCGCCGCCGCCGCCGCCGCCCGUGGUCGCGGUGGAGGAGGAGCAGGAGGAGGAGGAGGCGGAGGAGGAGCAGGAGGCAUCGCCGCCGCGACCGUCGCGCGGCCUGUGCCCCGCCGUGGCCUUCCGCCUGUUGGACUUCCCCACGCUGCUGGUGUACCCUCCUGGCGGCCCCGCCGCCCCCGCCCCGGAACCCCGGCCUGGCCUAGUCCGCUUCGGUCGCGGCAAGUCCUGUCUCUUCCGCCUGCACCGCGACACCCUGCACCGCCUGCUGCUUCAGACCCCGCUUUACACCUUGCUGCUGCAGCUGCCCCCCGGGCGCCCGACUCCGGCCCCGCGGCUCCUGGGCUCCUGCAGCAUCUCGCUGGCCGCCGCGGCCCGCAAGGUGCUGGGGCCGGCCGCCUCCGGCUGCUCCCAGGGUCAUCGUGGAAGUUUCCCUCUGCAUAACCAAGUGGGGGAGCGGACUGGGGACAUUGCCCUGGGCUACCGCCUGACUGACCUGGGAAGCAGGUUGCUGGGCCAUCUUGAGCGGCCAGUCGCUUGCACAGGAGGUGGGGUGGAGCGUGUGGAGGUGCUCAAGGCAGUAGAGAUCAGUUCCCAAACCUUGCAGGAAGAACAGCAGCUACAGCAGCCAAACUCAGAGCCAAGCCCAAGAGAUGCUGAUGGGCCUCGGGUGAGUUUAAAAAUCCCAAAAGCAGAGAAGGGUUCGAAGGAAAUGGCUUUUCACAGUAAGACCAACUGUGAUAACACAGGUUCUGUGGAGAAUGGCAAAACCAACCCUGUUUGUUCAAAUGUUGUUGGUGUGAGAAGCAUUAGCCCCCCAAAUCAGGAAGUUACAGAGUUGGAUAUUGAAACCAACACAUUUUGCCCUCCUCCUCUGUAUUACACUCAUCUGACCCUAGAAAAGACUCCUCCUGUACAGGGUAAAAUCACUAUUAAGCCUCAAAUGAAUGUACCUGAGGAAUUGGAUGGUACUUUUCCAGAAGAAAAACUUGUAAAUCCCCCAGCACAUACUAAUACUCUAAAACAUAGGAAUUCUGCAACACUUGAGAGUCCUCCAAUGCUUAUAAAUCCUCCACAUGUUCAGGAAAUGGGAGCAAGUAAUCAAGCUACAGAUCACCCUCAAACUGAAGAAAAUAUAAUUAACAUGAUAAGGCAGCUGCCUUUGUUAAAUGCUCUGUUGAUUGAGUUGUCCUUGUUGUACAACCAACCCGUGGCAAGCCCUACUCAUAUACAUCCUCACUUAGCCUGGUUGUAUAGAACUGAGGUUAAGUCACCAGAAUCUUCUGCCAAAUCCACAUAUAAAUCUGAAUCUAAGAAGGAUAAGCUUUCUAUGGGGGAAAAUGAAAAGUCAGUGAGUCUUCAGUAUAAAAAGAACCAAGUUGAAAAUCUUAAGAAAGGUAAAUAUUUUGAUAAAAACAGUGGUAUGCCCCCAAAAAGAGUUCCAAGGGGGAAGCUACUUUAUGGGUUAACAAAUACACUUAAACUGCGUUUAAAGCAAACAAAUCCUGAUAUGUUGGUAGUACAUGAAAAGAGAGAAAAGUACAGAAAAAUGCAAGCACAAAUGUUGGGUGCAAAACUCAGAAUUCCGUCAUCCAAAGUUAAAGUAUUAAGCUUUGUGGAACAAUGUGAGAUGCGACAUCAACUGCCUAAAGAUAAGUGUUUAGCAUCAGAUGCAUCCUUUGCUGAAAAUAGUGAUACCUCCAAGCAAAUUAGUGGAGUUUUUGAUAACCCCAGCACAACUAAAGAAAUUAAACUGAAAUGUACAACUGAAAAGACAGUUGAUUGUGGUGAAAAUACAGCUAAUAAUGGUUCAUUGGAAGAAAUUUUGAGUUCUGCGAAUUUCAUUGUCCCAGAAAGGUUUACGCAUACAAAUAUUUUGGGAGGAAAAGUAGAAAUGAAAGUCCCAAGUCCAUGUUUUUUCCGACAGGUUGCAGUUGUUGACAGAAUUGUAGUAGAUAAAGAAAUAGCUGAUAAGCAGGUCAAAACCACUAAUAAUGACAUUCUUACUGCUGAUAUGAGUGAAAAUAAACCAAGUAAAAUUAGUUGCUCUGAAAGCAUCUCAGAACUAAAAUAUUCAGAUGAUUUCACCAGCCCUUGCUAUUCUGAUGAUUUCUGUGCCACUGAGGAUACCAGCAGAAUUUCACAAGCUCAUGAUAGCAGUCUAGGGGCAGAAAAUCCAAAACAUAGUCAAUAUACAAGUAAGUCUAGUGAAACAAGACUGUCCAUAAGGAAAAAUAACAGUGAAAAGAGUUCUAUUCUUAGCCCACCUUUUUCAGCUGGAUCACCAGUACACUCAUAUAAAAGAUCUCAUAUUUCAAAGACUCAAGAUAAAAGUUUGGAGGAAGCAUCUAAUAUCUCUACCAGUGAUUUAUCUUCAUCACAUUGGACUGAGGAAAAAGAAAACCAGAUAGACCAAAAUAGUAUGCAUAAUUCUAAAGUUAUAAAGAGGGGUCAAGACAUCUCUGUCAAACUUAAAACAAGAACUGGUUGCAAUUCUUUAGAAAAAAGCCAGUCACCUCGGACAUCUCAAGUGAGUUCUUAUCUGCCAUCUAAUUUGUCAGAACUAGAACUUAAUGUCUUGGAAAGGAGUACAUCAGAUCACUUUGAAGAAGACAGUGAUGAAGUUGGUUCACCAAAUAUUUCCAAGCAAUGCAAAGAUAUUUGUGAAUUAGUAAUAAAUAAACUUCCAGGAUAUACCGUGUGAAAAUAUAUACUUUUAAAAAACAUUUAAUUUUUUAUAACCUAUGUGUACUGUUAGUGAAACAAUUUUUAAUAACUGUUAUUUUUAGUACAUAAAUUAUGGGCAUAAUUGUUUUUAAGAAAU
Diceros bicornis minor is the source of this 2917-nucleotide messenger RNA. It is a transcript of the gene MAP10, whose product is annotated as microtubule associated protein 10. Lineage: Eukaryota; Metazoa; Chordata; Mammalia; Perissodactyla; Rhinocerotidae. Gene Ontology annotation, biological process: positive regulation of cytokinesis; cytoplasmic microtubule organization; mitotic spindle midzone assembly. The coding region runs from base 17 to 2797 and encodes 926 amino acids. The record is from RefSeq and is a predicted model, not a curated record. Gene Ontology annotation, cellular component: mitotic spindle pole; centrosome; cytoplasmic microtubule. Gene Ontology annotation, molecular function: microtubule binding. The transcript has a single exon.